This is a messenger RNA of Drosophila mojavensis, 2530 nucleotides long. RefSeq names its product lipoma-preferred partner homolog. The transcript has 9 exons. The coding region runs from base 385 to 2211 and encodes 608 amino acids. The record is from RefSeq and is a predicted model, not a curated record. Gene Ontology annotation, cellular component: stress fiber; focal adhesion. NCBI's taxonomy places the organism in Eukaryota, Metazoa, Arthropoda, Insecta, Diptera, Drosophilidae. Gene Ontology annotation, biological process: cell-cell adhesion.
UAAAAUAUGCUUUUUAGACUCUGAAAUAGAAUAUAAUUCUAUAAAAUAACUUAAAGUAACUCGCAAGAAAUUUUGGUAUGAUUGCCAACACUAACCAGCGAACACACUGCUUGAGCCUCAAAAGACCCAGCCGAGCAAAUACGAAGUUGGCUGGUCUCUUCAGCGCAUUUUUCGUCGUUGAAAAAAUUUGUUCUAAAUGUCUAGUCUAUGUGUUCUCUGAUUAGUGUUGCCAACUAAGACUAUCUUGAUAACUCACAAAGAGGAGCUUCAACUACUGUCGUAAAACUCGUGUAACGAUUAUUCUCUUAAUGUUCUCCCAUCUCUAACUUUGUUGUGUAUUUAUACUAUUUUUGUUUAAUGCUGUCAAAUAUGAAUUGACAGUGUAUGAUGAGAAAUUGUUCUGCUAUUGUGCAUUUAGUCAAACAAGGAAACAGUACUAUGAAUUCUCUAGAGGAGCAGCUAAAGCAAUUAACGAUAUUGAAUAGAAGGUGCGAUGAUGCACAUAUGAAAACCGGAAAAGUCGCAGCUUUAGUUAACAAUUUACAACAGAAAGCUGAUGCUGCUCAAAAUACCUCCGUUUUCAGUAAGUCGAGGACGGCACCAACCAUACCACCGAAGCCAUUCAAAAAGACAGUUGAUAUGCCUCAGGUGCCCCUUAGCAAACUAGUUACGGAUGCCCGAGAACCACUUUUUUCACAGCCACUACUUAGUGGAUCGAACCUUCUAAUCAAGCAGCCCAUUUAUGCUAGUAAAAGUGUUGAUAAAAUUGGCAAUAGCCGAACAACACUGGACAACCCAGCUAUAUUGGAACAGCAAUUAGAAGCUUUAGCGUACCAUAAACAGCAAAUGGAGAAAAAGGGACUAUUGGGUGCGCAGAGUCUACAAAUUGCUGAACAUGCCGAAAUCAUUCCGAAACUAUCCUCCACAUCUCUAAGUGGCCACUUUUCCAGGCAGAGUGCAUCUAUUUAUAGCAAUCUACAACACUCUUCGGAGUGUCUAGCUAACGAGUCGAAAUCUGUAUUCAUGCAACCAAAUGAUUCUUCUUCCAAUGUCCAAAAUACAUUUACACGAAAUGAUAAGGAAUUAGAAGAAGACUUACCGCCGCCUCCUAGUCCAGUUAGCUCAUCUUAUAGUGAGCUGCGAAGAGCUAGUGACGUCUUUGACAAAGCGGGCGACUCACAUGGGAAAAAUCCAAAUGAACCAAUGGCAACAUCCAGGGUAAACCUUGCCAAUCCAUAUGCUACUCAAAACAAUUAUCAAAAUAAGACUUGUGGCGACUAUUUUGCCUAUGGUGCAUUAUCCCAGAGUUCUUCAACAUAUGAUUCGAUAUAUGAACCCAUAAACCCACGUCCAGCUGUCGAUAUAUCGUCGCGUACUGCGAAUUGUAAUGCAUAUACUACAUAUGUAAAUCAGCGCAUUAUGUCAACCAGCAAUUGGAAUAAACUGGGGUUAGAACAAAGUGGAAGUGGAACAAAUACUCCCAUAUACUGCAACGACGAAGCUAAAGUAGAGGCUAACAUUGGAUUUUCAAAAAUAAGUGAAAAUGAUGAGCACUUGAGUCAAUAUCACUUGUCAACAAUUGAUUCGACUAACGAAGUGGAGAGCUACGGUCGUUGCUUCAAGUGUAAUGAACGCGUGCUCGGCGAAAGUAGUGGAUGCACUGCCAUGGAUCAAAUAUAUCACAUUUCAUGUUUCACAUGCACUGAAUGUCAACUUAACCUACAGGGCAAACCAUUUUAUGCACUAGAAGGACAACCAUUUUGCGAAUACGACUAUUUGCAAACACUUGAGAAGUGUUCAGUUUGCUUAAAGCCAAUUUUGGAGAGAAUUUUAAGAGCCACGGGCAAACCCUAUCAUCCACAAUGUUUUACUUGCGUUGUCUGUGGAAAUAGUUUGGAUGCUAUUCCAUUCACAGUAGAUGCCACGAACCAAAAUUAUUGCAUUGCAGAUUUCCAUAAGAAAUUUGCUCCUCGUUGCUGUGUUUGUCAGGAGCCAAUCAUGCCGGAGCCCGGACAAGAAGAAACUGUAAGGGUCGUUGCCCUUGAUCGAAGUUUUCAUCUAGAAUGCUAUAAAUGCGAGGACUGUUCCCUCUUAUUGUCAUCCGAAGCCGAUGGUCGCGGCUGCUAUCCCUUAGAUGAUCAUGUGCUGUGCAAAAGCUGUAACGCUCGAAGGGUUCAAGUUUUAACAAAUCGUAUGACCUCAGAGCUCUAAUCAGAUAUCGAAUAACACUCCGAAAUAUUGUGUUAUGAAAUACAUCAGCAAAUGUAUUCAUACUUUAUUCAUACUUGAACUUAAAGCUAAUAUCAAACUCUAAUCUCUAUUUAUACUAUUCGAUAGCUUCAUUCCAUAAUUUAUAAAAGUAAAGCACAUAUGCAAUUAAUAAUGUUGCAGUCACUCGUUCAAGGCCCAAAAAGAGUAAUGUAUAUAGUCUGUGUGCAGAAGAUGAUCUACGGGCUUAUAUAUACAUAUCUGCCAUAUUUUGGCCGAUUUGACGAAAGACUCUGAAUUACAUUUUCUCUGGCACCUUACA